Messenger RNA from Recurvomyces mirabilis, 855 nucleotides. RefSeq lists its product as uncharacterized. The coding region runs from base 1 to 855 and encodes 284 amino acids. NCBI's taxonomy places the organism in Eukaryota, Fungi, Ascomycota, Dothideomycetes, Mycosphaerellales, Teratosphaeriaceae. The record is from RefSeq and is a predicted model, not a curated record. The transcript is spliced from 2 exons.
AUGUGGGCGCCUAUCGCCUAUUAUAAGUGUCCGUCCUCGACGCAAUGGCUUAUCGAUCAAGUGGGAUUGAACGGGUUCAUAUCCCGCGUUACGCUCCUGACGUAUCCUGAUCUCGUUCGAGAUAAGUGCCAUGAAUCUUCUGGGAAGGUCAAGUGGGUGGGUGUUACUUGUAAUACCACUUACGAGCUUACUGACGGCGGCCCGUUCGUCCACCGUCGCGUCAUCUUCAAGUCCACCAUCCCCUGGCCAGCAUCGCCGAUCUAUCGAACCGCCGCGAACCCUUCCUCUGGUCUUGGGGUCGGUGACUACGCUCGUUCCUGUGCCGCCCCUCUGGCCCCGGACGCUCUUGUAGGAUGUUUACGUCGAUUGUUUGCUCAAGACACGGUCAGAGGCCUCAUCCAAGGCCCCACCUCCAACUUCGCAAUCACAGUACUAUCCGACGAAAAGUACCAAUGUACCGGUGUAGAUAACGGGAAGCGGUUGACGAAGAAGUUUUGGAACGGAUUCGAGAAGGAGCCUGCGAUGCAAUACGCGAUUGGUACGAACGGCUCGUUGACUGCGCAGUUGGCAAAUUCCCCAACCUCGCAGCACAUUUAUUUGGUCGACAUAUUCUCUUACGGAUUGGAAGGCCUAGAUGCGUCGUUACCUUUGCUGAAGUCUGAUGGUUCCGGUGGCGAGGAGCCGCCUAUGAAGCGCACGAAAAGUGAGAGCAGCACCGAAAUUGACAUGGACGAGGGAUGGGAUAAGGUCAGUAAGUCGCUGCCGUCGACAUCUGGUCACAUUCUCCUUGGCUCUCGCGAUGAGCGUCAAGUGUCAAUUACAAACGAGAUGAAGCUUUAUUUUCGCAAUGUAUAG